Mya arenaria is the source of this 939-nucleotide messenger RNA. RefSeq lists its product as uncharacterized. Lineage: Eukaryota; Metazoa; Mollusca; Bivalvia; Myida; Myidae. Bases 77 to 718 code for a protein of 213 amino acids. The transcript has 3 exons. The record is from RefSeq and is a predicted model, not a curated record.
UACAAAUUAUUGUUAAAUUUUCAACAGUGUUCUUUAAAAUAGUUUGACGAGCGUUACAAAUAAAUUAUAAGUUAAUAUGACAGGAAAUUACAAAAGAUAUUAUGAUUUUAUAAGAAAUGCAACAACAACGAAUGAAUAUAAAACAGUUAACAAAUACGCUGCCUUUCUUCCGAUACCUGCAGUUUUAAGUUUAAUUUUAAUUCUGAUCGGGUUUGUUACCCCCGGAUGGGCGGGUUUGGAAAUAGGGGGAACAUUUUAUGGCUUCGGAUUGUGGUAUGAUUAUCUUUGUAAAGAAGGAUCAGAUUGUGAAACGAAAGUGUUUGCUCACAAUGUGAAGUCAAAGGAUUUAGCAGAUGCAGCUGAAAAUAGCAUGGUGAAAUAUCGAGUGAUGGCAAGUUUAGCUUUGGUCUUCCAAAUAUUUGCAACUAUCUUGGCAUUGUUGGCUAUAAUACCAAAGACGAACUUGAAACAAUACCUGUUUACAUUUAUUUGCACCUGCGGCUUAUGUUUGUUCUUAUCAGCCAUUUUCAGUCUGGUCACAUCAGGGACACUCCAAAUUAUCAAAUCUAUUACCGUGUUCAAGAAAUACGAACACAUCGUAGGAGAGAGUCCCUAUACGUUUCCCUAUUCAUUGUUCCUGUUUGGCGCCGGAGGAAUCAUGUCAGCGUUCACAAUGUUUUUUAUCAUGGGAAUAUUUUGCUACAGCGCAAGUCAUUAAAAGGACAAAUCGGACACAACAUCCCAGUGUCUUAAUUAACUGUAUGUGUGUUUUACAGAGAAAACAGUUAUAGGCAGCUUUGUUAAACAUGUGGAUUAAUCAACUUCUCUAAUUGUGACUUACCAAUGACCGUGCAAAACAAUCCUCUGAAUUGGAAUAUAAAUGUUACAUUUAUUCAAAGGGUCCUUUGACCUUGUAGUACUGUCAUUUUUACAGUUUUA